This is a messenger RNA of Puntigrus tetrazona (Sumatra barb), 1245 nucleotides long. RefSeq names its product zinc finger protein 664-like. Gene Ontology annotation, cellular component: nucleus. Lineage: Eukaryota; Metazoa; Chordata; Actinopteri; Cypriniformes; Cyprinidae. Gene Ontology annotation, molecular function: DNA-binding transcription factor activity, RNA polymerase II-specific; RNA polymerase II transcription regulatory region sequence-specific DNA binding. The record is from RefSeq and is a predicted model, not a curated record. The transcript is spliced from 3 exons. Bases 1 to 1245 code for a protein of 414 amino acids. Gene Ontology annotation, biological process: regulation of transcription by RNA polymerase II.
AUGUCCAGGUAUGAGUUUUUACAGAGUCAAACUGCUCUGAUGAUCUUAUUAAUGCCGGACACACAAAAGACAUGCAGCUCUGCUGAGCCUCCUGUCAACAUGAAACAAAACGACAUUCAGACUCCGGCUUCACAAGAGAGUCAUGCAGACAGAUGUCCUUUAGUGAAGGACAGAGCAGAAGACAACAUUCAGACUGUAGUCAUUGGUGAUGCUGAUGACACAGGUUACUCCGAAGACCAGGAAGGCGCGUUGCAGACGCCAUCCAAGCGCCCUGAAAAGCCACAAGAGGACAGGUCUUUUGAAUGUGAGCAGUGCGGAAAGGCCUUUCCAAAGAGGUUUUCACUUUUUCGUCACAAACGCGUGCAUUCGAUCAUGAAGCAGCACAAUUGCGAAAAAUGCGGGAAGACGUUCUCGCAAGCAAGAGCUCUGGAGACUCAUCUCCGCAAACAUACGCAGAAGUUUGAGAAGAAGAAACUUCCCUGCGCUACCUGCGGGAAGAGCUUCAAAGAUCUCGCCGCACACGAACGGGUCCACGCCGAGGUCAAGCCGUUUACCUGCGAAACCUGCGGACAAGGGUUCACGGUCAAAGGCAGCUUGUACAUGCACCAGAGGGUGCACACGGGCGAGAAACCCUACACGUGUGACACCUGUGGCAAAAGUUUCUCUCUUAUAGGCACGCUAAACUGCCACAAGAAGUUUCAUUCGGAUGACAGGCCGAUAAAAUGCAGCCACUGCAAUAAGAGCUUCAAGUGCAAGAGUCAUCUGAGACGCCACCUUCCAGUGCACACCGGCGAGAGACGAUAUACGUGUAAAGUCUGUGGUAAAGCAUUUGCGCAUCAUGAAGCGAUGACACGCCACAUCCUCAUUCACACCGGCGAGAAGCCGUACAUCUGUGAAGUGUGCGGUAAAAGAUUUCGCCAGAGAAGCAAUUUAAAAGUCCAUAUGCGGGUGCACCAAGAGACACUACUUAAGUGCGAAAUGUGUGGAAAAACAUUCCAGCAUGGUUUUUUGCUACAGGAGCACAUUUCGUCACACAGUCUUACUGGAGAUUCAGAACAAGACCCAUUUUGGAGCUCCAAAACUCAGCUGCAUUCAGACACCAGCAAACCUUUCACGUGCAAAUUAUGCGAGAAGAGCUACAGCAACAUAUAUAAUCUUCGCAUACACGAGAAGCUUCACACAGGCGAGACCCCAUUUAAGUGUGAAACCUGCGGUAAGGCCUUUAACUCUCAGAAAGUCCUUUAA